Messenger RNA from Panicum virgatum (switchgrass), 3405 nucleotides. Its product is annotated as probable alpha-glucosidase Os06g0675700. The coding region runs from base 632 to 3292 and encodes 886 amino acids. Gene Ontology annotation, molecular function: hydrolase activity, hydrolyzing O-glycosyl compounds; carbohydrate binding. The transcript is spliced from 5 exons. Gene Ontology annotation, biological process: carbohydrate metabolic process. The record is from RefSeq and is a predicted model, not a curated record. NCBI's taxonomy places the organism in Eukaryota, Viridiplantae, Streptophyta, Magnoliopsida, Poales, Poaceae.
CAUAGCAUUAGGAAUCUCAAAUGAAGGUUUUACGAAGAAUUUCAUAGCAUUAAAUAUCAUCAAUUUUGCUGACAUGUCAAGAAAAAAAAAGUUGGAGUUCCAUAAGAUGUGAGGAUAAUUUUAUAACCAUGAAAUUCAUUAUCUAAUUUUCAGUCUAGAUAUCCGUGUCAUGAAAUUGUACACCGAGACUGGCCUGACCUUGCUGACCCACCCGAUCAUCCGGAAAGCGCAUCGCCUUUCUUCGUCCCCUUUUCCUCUCUUUCAUCUGGCAUGCCGCCUCUCAGUGCCGUGACCGUGAGGCUUCAGCUGCGCGCCGUGCACGCGGCGGCGGUAGACGAUGGGUGCGCCUUCUUCUCUGCACUUCCCGUGCCCGGAACACCUGCAGACUUGCAGAGAGAACGAACAAAGAAACAAAAAAACAAACGAGCCGCCAGAUCCUCCCGGCUCGCGGUUUCAGUUCAGACAAAAAGGCCGGCCGUCGCCGACAAGCCUUCCGACCUGCGCUGCGCACGCCACGGCUGCCCCGGCCUGCCAGUUGACGCGCACUGCCCUAUUAAGCGCACGCCAGCCACUUGCUGCCCGGUCGCCUUGUACGCUUGUGCAGUAGCAUCGGCACGCUCCCCGCGGGGCGAUGGGGCCGUCGACGGCGGCAGCCGCGCGCGCGCGCGCCGCCUUCCUCCUCCUCGUCGUCCUCCUCGCCGUCCCGUGGCCCGGUGCGGCCGCGCAGGCCGGGUACCGCGUGGUGUCGGUGGCCGGGGCGGGGGGCCAGCUGUCCGCGCGGCUGGAGCUCGCCGGCGAUGGCGAGAAGGCCGAGCUCGGGCCCGACGUCCAGAGGCUCAGCCUAACCGCCAGGCUUGAGACGAGCAGCCGGCUACACGUCCGCAUCACCGACGCCGACCACCCGCGGUGGGAGGUCCCCCAGGACGUGAUCCCCCGCGAGGCGCCCCGGCAAGUCCAACUCGACGCGAGCACGGGCGCGUCGCCGCGCAGCCGCGUCCUCUCGGCGGCGACCUCCGACCUCACCUUCACCCUCCACGCCUCCCCGUUCCGCUUCACCGUGUCCCGCCGCUCCACGGGGGACGUCCUCUUCGACGCCUCCCCGGGCCUCGCCUUCAAGGACCGGUACCUGGAGCUGACCACGGCGCUCCCCGCCGGCCGGGCGUCGCUCUACGGGCUGGGCGAGCACACCAAGCGCACGUUCCGGCUGCAGCGCAACGACACGUUCACGCUCUGGAACGCCGACAUCGCCGCCUCCAACGUCGACCUCAACCUCUACGGCUCGCACCCGUUCUACCUCGACGUGCGCUCGGCGUCGUCCCCCGGCGGCGCCGGCGCCGGGGCCGGCGCGGCGCACGGGGUGCUCCUGCUCAACAGCAACGGCAUGGACAUCGAGUACGGCGGGUCCUACCUCACCUACAAGGUCAUCGGCGGCGUGCUCGACUUCUACUUCUUCGCCGGCCCCGCCCCGCUCGACGUCGUCGACCAGUACACCCAGCUCAUCGGCCGCCCGGCCCCCAUGCCGUACUGGUCCUUCGGGUUCCACCAGUGCAGGUACGGGUACAAGAACCUUGCCGACCUGGAAGGCGUGGUCGCCGGCUACGCCAAGGCCAGGAUCCCGCUGGAGGUGAUGUGGACGGACAUCGACUACAUGGACGCCUUCAAGGACUUCACCCUGGACCCGGUGAACUUCCCGGCCGGCCCGAUGCGGCAGUUCGUCGACCGCCUUCACCGGAACGGCCAGAAAUACGUUGUCAUCCUCGACCCAGGGAUCAACGUGAACGAGACGUACGGGACGUUCAUCCGCGGGAUGCAGCAGGACGUGUUCCUGAAGCGGAACGGCACCAACUACCUCGGCAAGGUGUGGCCGGGAAAUGUCUACUUCCCGGACUUCCUCAACCCGCGCGCCGCCAGGUUCUGGGCGCGGGAGAUCACCCUGUUCCGGCGGACGCUCCCCGUCGACGGGCUCUGGAUCGACAUGAACGAGAUCUCCAACUUCGUCGACCCGCCCCCGCUGAACGCGCUUGACGACCCGCCGUACCGCAUCAACAACUCCGGCGUGCGCCGCCCCAUCAACAACAAGACCGUGCCGGCGUCCGCGGCGCACUACGGCGGCGUGCGCGAGUACGACGCGCACAACCUCUACGGCUUCCUCGAGGCGCGCGCCACGCACGGCGCGCUGCUCGCCGACACCGGCCGCCGCCCCUUCGUGCUCAGCCGGUCCACCUUCGUGGGCUCCGGCCGGUACACCGCGCACUGGACCGGCGACAACGCGGCGACGUGGGCCGACCUCCGGUACUCCAUCAACACCAUGCUCAGCUUCGGGCUCUUCGGCAUCCCCAUGGUCGGCGCCGACAUCUGCGGCUUCGGCGGCAACACCACCGAGGAGCUCUGCAGCCGCUGGAUUCAGCUUGGCGCCUUCUACCCGUUCUCGAGGGACCACUCGGCGAUCGGCACCGUCCGGCGAGAGCUCUACCUGUGGGAGUCGGUGGCGCGGUCGGCGAGGAAGGCGCUCGGCCUGCGCUACCGGCUGCUGCCGUACAUCUACACGCUGAUGCACGAGGCGCACACGACGGGGGCGCCCAUCGCGCGGCCGCUCUUCUUCUCCUACCCCAAGGACGUCGACACCUACGGGGUGGACCGGCAGUUCCUGCUCGGCCGCGGCGUGCUCGUGUCGCCGGUGCUCGAGCCGGGCGCCACCACCGUCGACGCCUACUUCCCCGCCGGCCGGUGGUUCAGCCUCUUCGACUACUCGCUCGCCGUCGCCUCGGCGGCCGGCAGGCGCGUGACGCUCCCGGCCCCCGCGGACACGGUGAACGUGCACGUCGCCGGCGGCAACAUCCUGCCGCUGCAGCGGCCGGCGCUGACCACGGCGCGCGCGCGCCAGACCGUGUUCCACCUCCUGGUCGCGCUCGGCGAGGACGGAUCCGCGGCCGGGGAGCUGUUCCUGGACGACGGCGAGUCGCCGGAGAUGGCCGGGCCGCGGGGCCAGUGGACCCUGGUACGGUUCAGCUGCGAGACGGGGCGCGGCGGCGCCACGGUGAGGUCGCACGUGGUGCACGACUCGUACGGCCCGAGCCGGAAGCUGGUCAUCGGCAAGGUGGUGUUCCUGGGCCUGCGUUCGCCGGCGCCGCCGAGGGGGUUCGCCGUGUACGUCAACAGCGUCAAGGCGGCCAACUCGACCGGCCGCGCCCAGGGGUACCGGCCGGGGAGCGGGGAGCUAGGCGCCGCUCACGUGGAGGGGUUGUCGCUGGCCGUCGGCAAGGAGUUCGAGCUCAAGGUCGUCAUGUCGUAACAUGGGAUUGGAGCUCUGAAAGUGAAAUGGUGCGAAUGCUCUGAAUAAAAACUGAUCAUCAGAAGAUUAAACUUGAAAUAAAUGGCAUCUCAAUCAACAUUGCCAUGCGAUGA